AUGGCAGGGUGUGUUAAUGAUUCUCUCCAAAUCAAUAAUGUUCUUGUGGAUCAUUUUUCUAAUCUUUGGAAUAAUCCUGAGAUCCAGUCCCUUGAGUGGUACCUGGAUGCCUUGCCUUCUAAUUUACCCACUCUUAACAAUGAUCAGCAAGCCUUUCUUUCUAGGCAUGUCUCCAAAGAUGAGAUUUAUAAGACUUUGCUUGCUCUUUCGGAAGGAAAAUCUCCUGGUCCUGAUGGUUUCAAUGUUGAAUUCUAUAAAAUUUUUUGGAAUGAUAUUGAAGCUUCUAGGAAAUCGGCUAGGAAUAUUAGUUUACGCCUAAAUAUCUAUGCUCACAUCUCUGGCCAAUUUCCUAACCAAACCAAAUCUGAAAUUUAUGUUCCGAGUUGGUUCAAUCAUCAGGUCUCCUCCAGAAUCAGUGGCAUCUUAAAUUUUAAAAUCGGUAAAACUCCUUUUACCUAUUUAGGGGUUCUUAUCUCCCCUAAGAAACUUGUUAUUGCCCAUUUCGAUUCUAUGAUUAACCGCAUCAAUAAAUCUAUUGUUGUGUGGCGUAAAGCUAAUCUUUCCAAAGCAGGCAAAUCUAUCCUCAUUAACAGUAUUCUGAUGGUUGUUCCUAUCUAUUAUUUGUCGGUUUAUCCUAUUCCGGAGACUGUUCUUUUUAAGUUUUCCAAACUUGCUAGGAAAUUCUUGUGGGCUAAUCAUGAGCAAGAUAGUGGUAUGUCUGUGGUGAACUGGGACAUCAUUACCGCUAGUAAAUCUGAGGGGGGUUUAGGCAUUAGAAAUCUGAUCAAGGACUGCUCCGUCUAA
Messenger RNA from Dioscorea cayenensis subsp. rotundata (Guinea yam), 804 nucleotides. RefSeq lists its product as uncharacterized. The record is from RefSeq and is a predicted model, not a curated record. NCBI's taxonomy places the organism in Eukaryota, Viridiplantae, Streptophyta, Magnoliopsida, Dioscoreales, Dioscoreaceae. The transcript is spliced from 3 exons. Bases 1 to 804 code for a protein of 267 amino acids.